This is a messenger RNA of Myotis brandtii (Brandt's bat), 1463 nucleotides long. It is a transcript of the gene GPAA1, whose product is annotated as glycosylphosphatidylinositol anchor attachment 1. Gene Ontology annotation, biological process: attachment of GPI anchor to protein. The annotation marks the transcript as partial. The transcript has 8 exons. Lineage: Eukaryota; Metazoa; Chordata; Mammalia; Chiroptera; Vespertilionidae. Gene Ontology annotation, cellular component: membrane; GPI-anchor transamidase complex. The record is from RefSeq and is a predicted model, not a curated record.
UGCGUCCGGCCCGCAGGGCAGAUCUACUGGGCCAAAGACAUCAUCUUCCUGGUGACGGAACACGACCUUCUGGGCACCGAGGCUUGGCUGGAAGCCUACCACGACGUCAACGUCACUGGCAUGCAGUCCUCCCCGCUGCAGGGCCGCGCCGGGGCCAUCCAGGCGGCCGUGGCCCUGGAGCUGAGCAGCGAUGUGGUCACCAGCCUGGACGUGGCCGUGGAGGGGCUCAAUGGGCAGCUGCCCAACCUUGACCUGCUCAACCUCUUCCAGACCUUCUGCCAGAAAGGGGGGCUGCUGUGCACACUGCAGGGCAAGCUGCAGCCCCAGGACUGGACAUCAGAUGGGCCACUGCAGGGUCUGCAGACGCUGCUGCUCAUGGUUCUGCAACAGGCCUCUGGCCGCCCCCACGGGCCCCACGGCCUCUUCCUGCGCUACCGUGUGGAGGCGCUGACCCUCCGUGGCAUCAACAGUUUCCGCCAGUAUAAGUACGACCUGGUGGCCGUGGGCAAGGCUCUGGAGGGCAUGUUCCGGAAGCUCAACCACCUGCUGGAGCGUCUGCACCAGUCCUUCUUCUUCUACCUGCUCCCCGCCCUCUCCCGCUUUGUCUCCAUCGGCCUCUACAUGCCUGCGGCUGGCUUCUUGCUCCUGGUCCUUGGUCUCAAGGCCCUGGAACUGUGGAUGCAGCUGCAUGAGGCUGGAGUGGGCGCUAAGGAGGCUGGGGCCGCCUCUGGGCCCAGCCCUCCCCUCCCCCCAGCACAGGGCGUGGGGCUGGCUUCCCUUGUGGCGCCCCUGCUAAUCUCACAGGCCAUGGGCCUGGCCCUCUACGUCCUGCCAGUGCUGGGCCAGCACGUGGCCGCCCAGCACUUCCCUGUGGCUGAGGCUGAAGCGGUGGUGCUGACGCUGCUGGCCAUCUACGCCGCCGGCCUGGCCCUUCCCCACAACACCCACCGUGUGGUGAGCACACAGGCCCCAGACAAGGGCUGGAUGGCACUGAAGCUGGUAGCCCUGAUCUACCUGGCACUCCAGCUGGCCUGCAUCGCCCUCACCAACUUCUCCCUGGGCUUCCUGCUGGCCGCCACCAUGGUGCCCGCUGCUGCACUCACUGAGCCCAGGGGGCCCCGGCCACUCUAUGCUGCCCUGCUGGUGCUGACAAGUCCAGCAGCCGCACUCCUGGGCAGCCUGUUCCUGUGGCGGGAGCUGCAAGAGGCCCCGCUGUCGCUGGCCGAGGGCUGGCAGCUCUUCCUGGCGGCGCUGGCCCAGGGCGUGCUGGAGCACCACGUCUACGGCGCCCUGCUCUUCCCGCUGCUGGCGCUGGGCCUCUACCCCUGCUGGCUGCUCUUCUGGAAUGUUCUCUUCUGGAAGUGAUGUCUGCUUGCCCUGUGGCACGAAGACUGUGGCGGGAACUCCCCAAACACCCCCAUCGUCUCCUUCCUAGGAAAUAAACAGGUGUCUUGUUUGAGCUG